Messenger RNA from Drosophila miranda, 561 nucleotides. RefSeq lists its product as uncharacterized. The record is from RefSeq and is a predicted model, not a curated record. NCBI's taxonomy places the organism in Eukaryota, Metazoa, Arthropoda, Insecta, Diptera, Drosophilidae. The coding region runs from base 124 to 507 and encodes 127 amino acids. The transcript is spliced from 4 exons.
UCUAAAACUGUAUUUAGCACGCGCGUGUUCUCAAUUGCCGUCUCCAAUGCCCCCUCCACCAUACGCCUUGGCACGCGUGAGCAGCACACGCAACUUCGAGCUCGAGAACCACACACCGCCGGCAUGUCCCGGCUCUGGACCCAUUGCCAUGACGAACGGCACCAUCCAGUUGCGCCUCCGCGAUGGCGUGCGGCGGUGCGCGUGCUCAAUCAGCGCAGCAUGGUGGCAGUUGCAGCACGCAACGGAUUUCGCAUCACCCAGGCAGCCGAUGGCCUGGUGAAGGUCACUCGUGUGGACAACAAGUGCUUGAUUCGCACCAGUCCCGGCAAUGGAUCGGCCACUUUGACCACACCUGGCAUCCACUGCACUGCCUCUCUGGGCAAGACCUCGCAUCUGUUUGUUCGUCGCAAUGAGAAGCGCAUGCACUUCGAUGGAUCCUGUUUCAUUGUACGCAACGCCGGACACUCCGCCGGCUUCAAUGAGAACAACCUGCUCAUUGUCUACUGAGCGGCGUUCGUAGUCCGGAGAUAGGAACGGCGCAGUGGUAGCCCAUCCCACACG